Messenger RNA from Cyclospora cayetanensis, 2676 nucleotides. RefSeq names its product hapless 2. Bases 1 to 2676 code for a protein of 891 amino acids. The record is from RefSeq and is a predicted model, not a curated record. The transcript is spliced from 16 exons. NCBI's taxonomy places the organism in Eukaryota, Apicomplexa, Conoidasida, Eucoccidiorida, Eimeriidae.
AUGGAUGGAGCUAGGCUUUUGUCAAGCAUGACAAGCUGGAGGUGCCCACAGUCUAAUAGGCAGAUGCGGAAACGCGAAGUUGGCUCAAGCGUGUGCCUGAGGAGUUCUCGUUACAACGAGAGUGCAUCCUACUCCCUGACACUCCAGAGGACUCCUCGCACCUUCAUAGGAUAUCUUAAAGACUUUAUCCAAUCAGCCAACGUGCUAUGUCACGCCCUAAUGCUUUUCUGCUGCCUGGCAUUCCUUAUAAGCGAGUGCCUUGGCCAGGGUACCACAAGUGUGGAAACCGUAUGCUCUAAUGGGACUUCGGGAUGUACGCAGAGGCUUAUAAUUGACGUUGAUGUUGAAAACCAAGAUAAGCUACAGUUCCAAUGGGAAGCUGGGGAUAUCAACGGCCGGUCACCUCAAAAAAGCGAUGCAGGAAACGCGGGGGUUGUCAUUACAGUGCAAAAGACAGCCGUAUCUUACUCGUACAGCCUCAGCUACAUUAAGGCAGUUCCAUUUAACUGGGUCGAGUAUGCCCACCGCGCUCUUUUAUGGCAGGUCAAGGAUGGCGGAGAGGCCUUCUGCUCCGAUGCAUGGGGAUCCAAAUGCCACGAUGAGCAUGGAGACAGCGGCUACCCCAUAAGCCCCAAUACGGGCCUUCCACUAGACGGCGCUCAAGGAAAGUGCUGCUGGUGCCCAUCCGUGUGGCAUCUUUGGCUUAAAAAUCCAAAUCGUGGUAGGGAGCCCAUGCUAAAGUGCAACUUUUGGGGAUUGCGCUUUGGCAAGAUCCCAGAUCCAUACCUUACAAAGUUCUGCCCUGUGGUCGAAUAUCCAUGGUAUCGGAUGCUGAGAGUUAGUAAUGCAAGAACGUGGUUUUUCAAGGUGCAUAUCGGAGUAUCUUGGUGGAGUCCUCCCACACCCUUGAGCCUCUCGGAUGAUGAAUACAAGGCUCAGUGUCAAAAGAAAAUUGCAGAGGGAAGCUAUCCCCCAAAUUUUGACUGUUCUGUUCGGCUGCACACGGAAGCUGGCAUGGCUGACGUCAUUCUCGAACUCUCAGACACCACACCGGUUGCUAGAGAUACAAUCUUUGAUGUCACAGCUCGCCUUAUCAGUUCAGACAUCCCAGAAACACCUGAACCAAAUGUGAAGGGUAAGUAUGUUUUCGUGCCAACUGCUCCCUCGACCAAUGCCUGGGUCCAAGAAUCACUCAUUACAGAAGGGUGCUCCGAUUCGGAUGACCUUGCCAACUGGGGGGUGAGUGAAGAGGAAAAUCCUGACCUGGCAAGACUUUGCAAGUCAGGCUCGCCGUUCUGCAAUCCGAAGAGCUGCCUGAGACACGUGCUGGUCCUCGAUGAGCAAAAUGUCAGCGUGGAUGGCAGCCAGUGCGACCUACCAGGCGUUUCGUUGCAGCAAUGGGGAAGAGAUGGCUUUUGUGACUAUGCACCUGGAUCGUGUUUUGCGAAAAAUCUCAAUUGGUUUCACGCAUACAAUGAAGCAGCAACACAAGCUGGCAGGGACCCCCUCUAUGCUCUGACAUAUCCAGUCGGCCAUUACCCUCGGUACUAUGGUGGUCUCAACAACACCGAUGACGCAAUAGACACUUCUAAAGCUGGAUCCUUUGAACUGCAGCGCCUGGCUUUCUCUUAUCCGAGCAGUCACAAAAGCCGAGUGCGCAUUGAAAUGAAUGCUGGUUUGAUCCGCUGGAUUCAGUCAACUGCCCCAGGUCAAAUAAUUAGCAUAGCUCCUCCAGCUGCACGGGAGUGCGAUAACGCGCAAAUCUUUGGGUGUCCACUAAAGGUUUAUGUGCUUAAUUCAGGUUCUGUCGAUGCAACAUAUUAUUUGGAGCUACCAUAUUGUACAGAGCAUGGCACCAACGAGCCAACAGACAAAUUGGACCCUGUACCAGCUGUGAAGCGGAGUAUUCCAGCUGGCACUACCCAGGCGUUCGACCUGACUCUCCGUCUCGUUGCUGUUGUCCAGGAAUUUGAUUUCAACUGUAUAAUGAAGCUAUAUGACUCAGAGCUCAACCAACUUGACAUACGAACAUUUGAUCUUCUUACGGGGCGAGCACAGGACUUGCCGGCUGCGGUCACAAAUCCGACAGGGGAGGUUACUGUUGUUGAGCCACCACCUGACACAAGGAAUUGGUACCAGAAAUUAAUGAAUGUCGUUCCCAACGAUGGAGAAUGUGACUGUUCCUUUUGGAACAUCUUAUGCCUCCCUGCUGAUUGGAACGACUGUUGGGGUACGCUGAAGAAAACAUUGAAGAUCAUUCUUCUUGUUGGGAUAUCGAUUGUGGCACUGGUCCUCUUAUGGCCGGUUGCAAAACCGCUAGUAAAAGUUUUUUGCAAGUGCAUCGCAUUUCCUUUCAAAUGCAUGCGAUCGGUAGGGCGGCAUAGUUCGAGGAGGAAGACUGCAAGGAAGCAAAUCAAGAAGGAGGCCAAAAAGAUAGCAAAGGAACACCAAGGGGCUAAUUUGAAGGCACCGAGAGCUAUGAACAGUUUAUCGCCUUCUUCCAGCAGGGAUUCUGGAGCAGCAGAUAUAUACAUGAGAGCCACAGCAGGAAUGAACAGCCAAGCUACUCACUCGAGUGCUGGAUAUCUAGCAACAAGUGGUUCUAGUGGCAGCAGACUCACCCCAAACAGCGAAUAUGAAGAUACACGAAGUGGCAACGAACAAAAAGGCACUUAA